Molecule: messenger RNA, 1506 nt
Organism: Aphanomyces invadans
Lineage: Eukaryota; Oomycota; Saprolegniomycetes; Saprolegniales; Verrucalvaceae
Exons: 14
Coding region: 1-1506 (501 amino acids)
Source: RefSeq, a predicted model, not a curated record
AUGUGUCUGGUCGAUGAUCUUGCAGCCGAGCGAAAGAGCGCGCAUGGCACGAACGAUCGCGUCCUGUUGGGCAAAGGCAUCAUGCGUUCGUCAUGGAGGUUGGGGAGGUCGAUGGAACUGUUUCAAUUUCACGCCCCUGACGGUUUCGCAAUCCGUUACACUUUUGUCGAGCUCGUGGCCGCGAUCGCGAUGGCGCCGAAAAAAAGCAAAAAGAAGGUUCGAGUCGACGCGACUGACGAAGCCAACGAUGUGCAGCGGAGGCUGGACGAAGCAGAAGCGCAGCUCCGUGAAGAAGCCAAGCUCAUUGACCGGCUGACGCGAGAGAACCAGUCGAAGCAGGACCACAUGCAGUCGAUGGAAGCCGCCAUGGCAAACGAGCUGGAAAAGCAUGAAGCACUCAUGCAAGUGUUCAAGGACCGCGAGCUCGCGCAAAAGCAGGAAGCCGACCACUGCAUCGAUGUGCUCAACUCGAAAAUCUGCGCCUUGCACGUCCGCAUGGAAACGUGUAGUACCCUCGAGACAGUAAACGAGUCGCUGCAGCAGCGCGUGGACGAGCUGCGGCGGCAACUCGAGGCGGACACCAAGCGGCACAACGACGAGAUUCAUGCCAUGCGGGUCGACAUGUUCAACCACAAGAUGGCGCUGGAACAGACAUUUCGCAAGUCGCUUCAGGAGCUCGAUGCGCAGUAUUUGAAGAAGGCAUUCAAUGCAAUGGCGGACGAAAGCAAGAACGCCCUUGUCGCAAACGCCAAAUUGAAAGACGAGCUCCAGAUGCAAAGCAUUGGCGUGGAAAACCUCAUGCAUCGAUUCAAACUCCAGGCGGAGCAAUACCACAAGAUGAAAGUCGAGAACGAGAUCCUGGAGAAGGGCAGCUCGCUUCGCCUCAAGGAGAUCUCGCUGCUCAAGUCGUUGCAGCACGACAUGGACCGAAAACUCGUCGACAUCCAAGAGGAGUUUGCGUCGAAGGAGCGCCAGGCACAAGCAGCCACGGCCAAACUUGUCGAGGAGCUCAAGGACGAGAACAAGUCGCUUCGCACCUUGUACGACCAAACUCAAAAGCGGUGCCAAAAGUGGAAGGCCCGGUAUGUGGCGCUGGCAUCGACCAACCAGCACGUCCAGCCACAGUGUGGCAGCGAGCUGCCCACCGACGAAUUGGCCCAAGCUAGCGCCGACGCCUGUGGGGACCGCCUCAGCAUCAAAGGAUCGAUCGAUGCUUUGGUGCGAACGUCCCAGAUCAAGCUCAACGUGGAGGGAAACGUCCCGAUGACCCAACUCGACCCCAAGGAGCUGUGGAGCGCGAGCUACCAGCGGGUGUCAGGUACCGAUGGCGCGUUCAUGCCAGAGAUGAGUCGAUGCGCGACGGCGCCACAGACGACACGACCGUCAAAGUACGAUAUCCGUUUGCCGUUGAAGGCUCUCAGGCACGAGCCAGCGCCCAUGAAGAGCCUGGUGAAGGCCCACUCGUACAAAGCCAUCACAAGGCGCCCUGGGACAACGCUGAGAUAG